This is a messenger RNA of Danio rerio (zebrafish), 3030 nucleotides long. The record is from RefSeq and is a predicted model, not a curated record. NCBI's taxonomy places the organism in Eukaryota, Metazoa, Chordata, Actinopteri, Cypriniformes, Danionidae.
AGUCUGCAGCCGGAUCAGCGGCCGUGAUGGACCUGAACAGCAGGACGAUAAAACAGGCCACGAGCUGCUGGCGCUCAGGCUGAGUAAAGAGCUUCAGCACAAAGACGACAUCAUCCAGUCCCUCCACACACAGUUACAGCAGCGCCCGGACACGCCCUGCAGCAGCCACGCCCAUUCUGAGACCACCGACCAAUCAGAAUGUACCUCGUUCCUGUCUGACGAGAGAGGCUCCACCAAUGAGGAUGCAGAUCUGUGCUCUGACGUCGACGCCUCCAGUGAGUGUGUGGAGGACGAAAGGAGACCAGACAGAGUGUUCAGCACGCCACACUCUCUGUCCGGCUGUCAGCUGACCGCACACACACAGAGCAGGAUUCAGCCAAUCAGAGGCGUUGAUGGAUCGUCAUGCUAUCAGUCAGGUGUUGAUGUGAUCGAGGAGCACCUGAGAGAGAUUCGGUCUCUACGGCAACGGCUGGAGGAUUCCAUCAGGACCAAUGAGAGGCUGAGACAGCAGCUGGAGGCGCGGCUAACCCCUGCGGCCAGAGACACGGUGGCUCCAACCAACAUCUUUAUCCAGAGUCCUGAUGCUGUGAGUCGCCUGAGCACUGAAGUCAGAACACUGAAGGAGGAACAGCUGGAGCUGCAGGCCAGACUACGAGCCAGCAGAGACAGCUGUGAGGAGGCGGAGCAGCUUCGGGAGGCGGUGCUUUCUGGGCGUGUCCGUCUGCAGCAGGCGGAGCUAGAGGCGGAGCAAUGGAAGGAGGAGCUGAGGAGGCUGCAAACGCACAACUUUGAGCAGAGCCAACAAAUACAACAAAUGCGGCAGGACAGACACAACAACCAGGAGGACAACAGCAGGCUGCAGCACAAGGUCUCCUCCCUCCAGCAGCAGUUAGCAGAGAGCCGGUCACUGCUGCGCUCCCUACAGAGUGAACUGCAGCUGUACGAGCGAGUGUGUGGCGUCAGGACAAGCAGCGCUGCAGGGCUGGUGUGUGAGCUGCAGGGCCCAUCGGGGGACUGGUCUGAGCUGCUGCUGGAGGUUCGGGCUCUAAGGGCUCAGCUGGAGAACUCUGCUCUGCGCACACACAUGCAGAAACAGCUGGAGCAGUGCAGCGAGCCGCGUCCGUCGCCCACCAUCCCUGCCAGCCCACUGUACCGGCGCCAGCUGCUGCACGACCCGUCUCCUUCUCCUCCUGUCAGAGAUGUGGGUCCGUUUCCCAGCGGGCCGCUGUACUCACCGUACUCCGAGAUGGAGGAGAGCGUGCUGAACACUCACGACGCGCUGGAGCCGCACACAGAGCUGCAGGGAGAUGCGCCAGACGGAUGCUACGCUAACGCUAACGGCAGACACGCGGUCGCACAUGUGCAGGACUACAGCGCACUGCAGCAGCAGCUGACGGAGGGGCGAGCGGCGGCACAGCGGGUGGAGGAGACACUGCGGAGGGUGCUGGGCUACACUGUGCUGCACACACUCCUGCCGGACACACACACACUGCACACACUCCUGGCGGACACACACACACUGCAGCAGGUUCUGGAUGAGGCUGUUUCUCUGCUGAAGAUGUUCUGGCGCGCGGCUCUGCCCAACACUGACGGACACACACACCUGCUGCAGAGGGAGCUGCAGGCGCUGCGGCUGCGGGUGCAGGAACAGGAGGAGCUGCUGCAGGGAACCGUCCAGCGUCUGCGCAACACCAGCCGGAGCAAAGAGAACAUGGAGAACUACAUCCUGAGCCAGCUGUCGCGGACGCGAGACGUGCUGAAACAGGCCCGGGUCAAUCUGGAGAAGAACGAGCGCAGGAUUUCCUCUCUAAGCUCCUCCUCUUCCUCCCUUUGCCAUGGUAAAGUCUUCCCCGGUGGCUCCGCAGGUUCUUCUGCUUGGUCUCGCAUGACCUCUGCGUGCCCUGUGAUCACCAUGGAAACAGCUGUUUUGCAGCAGCCUGCCAGAAAGCGUGUGAGGGCGUGUCUUCCGCUCGACUCCACCCACUAGACCAGCCGACGCCUCUGACUCCGCCCCACCGCUUGCCUGUUGAAGGUGUUUGUGUGCAGAAUGUGGACACAGGCUGCCGGAGCUCUCGUGUUCAGUCCAGCACAGAUGCAGGAGCGAGCGUCUGUUUCCUCUGAGCAUGUCAAACACCUUCCUCAAGCCUCUCCGCCUGAUCUGCUUGCUGUAUGUGUAGUGCUAUAGUGCUGUGAUGAGGAUGAUGAUGAUGGUCGUUGUCAUCAGAGCUGCUGACUGAGGUGGGGCGAUGCGUUCAGGGUCUGCGUGAUGCUCGAUUACAGUAACUGUUCUUGUGUUAGUGCGGUUCACCAAACAUGCCAAAGUUAGCAUUAAUGCCAGUCAUCAGCUGAACCCACUGACCCACUCACCGACCUCCCGCUGGGGAUCAUUUCUCUCAGCUGUACAGAAGUAGACACACACAUAUAUAUAUAUGAAUGCCUUGUUCUUUCACCCUGACUGUGGACGUUUGCUCUUGAAUAUGCAGAUUAUUAAACUCUGGGUAGCUGUGCAGUAGCCCACUGAUGAUGAUGAUGAUGAUGAAGAUGUAAUCAUAUUAGCGUAUUUACCGUGUUCUUUACCGCAGUGUCUGAACUGUUGCCUGAAAUACUGCAGAAACGCCUCAAGUCUCCUGUGUAGGAUGAAAACAGGAGCUGUAAGUGCUUGUGCUUUGCCUUUAAUAGCCACGCUCAUGAUGAAGCAAUAUUAAUAUUAAUCUGUAAAGGCCUCGACCAGCGUGCAGGAUCAGUCUGCUUAAUUCAGAACCACGGAAGAGAACCAGGAGCGUCUGGAUUAAACAGCAGAGGAGGAGAGCUGCUGUGCAUGUGCUGGUUCUGCAGCGGUGUGUGUGUGUGUGUGUGUGUGUGUGUGUGCUGCUUCAGCUCAUUGAUUAUCAUGAGUUUGUGAUGUGAAUGUGAAACAGAAGAGGAUGCCGACACACGAGCCGCUCAUACAGGACUCUGUGUCUGAUGAUGAUGAUGAAGCUGCUUCAGGAUUUGCUCAUCAAUAAAACAGAAAGCCACUGCUGCAGCGUA